Molecule: messenger RNA, 1142 nt
Organism: Aspergillus campestris IBT 28561
Lineage: Eukaryota; Fungi; Ascomycota; Eurotiomycetes; Eurotiales; Aspergillaceae
Exons: 1
Coding region: 209-829 (206 amino acids)
Source: RefSeq, a predicted model, not a curated record
UUGGUGGCGGCUGAGGGGGGUGCUGAUGUCUUAGGGGAGAGUAAGAUAGCUGAGUAGGACAGACGAGGGUAUUAUUCAGCUGGUAUAUCUAUCAUAGGACUCAUAUCUUGACUCCUGACAGCAUAAGCCGUACACGAGUACUUUCAAUAGACACACACACGCACACCUACAUAUACAUACACACACAUACAAAAAAGAAGAGAAUAAGAUGAGCCCAAUUCACAAAAUCGGCCUCCUUCUCUACCCCAACGCCGACCUCCUCGACUUCACGGGCCCCCUAGAAGUCUUCUCGCACGCCCUGCACAACCACAACCCGGACAACCCAGACCGCAUCUUCAGCACCACCACGCUAGCCCGCGCGCAGAGCAUCCCCGUGGGGAAAGACUCUCUAACCGUGACAGCAGAUGUGGUUCUCAGCAACACCAGCGAGGAGGCUAUCAGCCAGCUACUGGCCCGUCUGGACUUCGAUAUUCUGAUGGUGCCGGGGGCGCCGCCGGCUGUUGUUACGGGGGUGAUUGAGGAGGCGGAGGGGGUGGAGAAGCGGGUGGUUAGGGCUUUUGUGGGGUUGGACGGGGGACGGGGACAGGGACGGGGGCAAGGGGGGAGAGCUCGAGAGCGGAUCUUGUUCUCGGUGUGUACGGGGGCGGUGGUGCUUGGGGCGGCGGGGGUGUUGGGGGGGAUGAGGGUUACGACGCAUUAUGGGCGGUGGGGUGGUUGGAUGAUAUCUGUGGGAAUAAAGAAGGGGGGAAGGUGGAAGUGGUGGAGGGGAAGAGGUUCGUGGAUGGGGGGUUGCUACAGUAUGGAAGGGGUGAUGGUGGUGGUGAGGUGAGGUUGAUUACUUCUGCGGCAAUUAGUAGUGGGAUUGAUGCGGCGUUGCUGGUGGUGAGUUUGGUGGUGGGCAGGGAGAUGGCAGAGUUUGUGGUGCGGGUGAUGCAGUAUGAUUGGAGGGAGUAAUCUUUUCUUCUUUCCUUCGUAUGAACUAGUUGUUACUACUCUUGUUUCUAUUAUUCUAUUUCAGAUUGAUUAAUGAUCAUCCUAUACGGAGUAGACUAACCCUGACUAAGAAUGGUCUAUAACAAGGUCAUCUGACUGACGAUCCGCAUGACUAAGGCGAGUACGUACUCCUGUGGAGACAAUCCUGU